AUGAGUGAGGAGGAGUGGGCUGAACACCUUCUUAAAAACCAAGCCAUAAGACUAGAAACCAUUAAAAAGCUUAAGAAUGGUGAUGUUGUAACAGGAACAAUAUCCAGCAUAUACCAAUACGGUGCUUUUAUUAGAAUCACAAGGCAUAUCACCGCUAGAAUACAAAUAGGAGAAAUAAGCAGUAGAUUUGUCCAGGACUGGGCAACCCUCAUACACCUCGGCCAAAGAGUAAAAGUUGUCCUGUUUGAUAUUGAUUAUGACACAGGGAAGCUUGAAGCAUCGAUUAAGAAAUAUGAAGUACUUAACUCAAUCGAAGCAGCACCCGCUGAGAGUACACAGUCAGAAUUAGCCAAUACUAUUGAAUCUGAAGCACAGCCAUUAGUAUACGGCAUAGAUGAUAAUGAAGAAACAGAAGAAGAAAGUUCUGAUGAGGAUGAAGACCUUAAAAUGGAACUGUUCAACAGUAAGGAUAGUAUUACUCCAUGGACUAAGCGUAUGCAGAAUAUGCAGCCAGAUGGUCUUAUUAAGAUAUUCAACAAAGCCAUCAAUUACUUACAGUCACCCGACUCUAAAAAACAAAUCUGUCUCGUAUACGUAACCCUACUUGGGGAUAUUAAGUGCCCUAUUAAACCAGAAUAUUUAGUCCCAUUAGAAGAGGGUAUUAAAAGAGAAGGCAGUGUUUUCCUUAAGAAAGUAAUCGAUACAAUACGUACGGGUAAGAAUAGAGAGUUAUACAGGGAUGUCUGUAUACGCUACAUAAAAGAAAGGAGUACUUCCCCAUUCGGGUAUAAAGAGUUAAUUAACUACGCACGGAUUGAGAAGAGUCUCGAUCAGGCCAAAACCGUGCCUGACCUUCUGUCACGGGCUGAUAUGAAACAUGCAGACAGGAAGUCCGUUGAAAUUGCUUAUAUAGAAGCACUGUACGGCCUGUCAAAGAUUGAAGGAAGGUCGGUGAUUGAGCAGCAGAUAUCUAAGAUAGAGAAUAAAAGCAAGGAAGAGUGGAUCAUUAAGUACAUCGCACUUGAAAUGGGAAGUAUUGACAAGGCAGCAGAUAUUGCAUACACCAGGAAUGUCCUGCAUAAAUCGGUUAAUUCAACGGGCAUAGCAGAAGAGGCCAUUAAAAGCCUGUUUAAAAUGUACUUGAAGUUUGAAAAGGAGUACGGGACAAAGGAGAGGGAAGAGAAAGUGCUUGAACUAGCAAAGGAGUACGUUGCUAAAUUAGACAAAUAA
This is a messenger RNA of Nematocida parisii ERTm1, 1230 nucleotides long. RefSeq lists its product as uncharacterized. Bases 1 to 1230 code for a protein of 409 amino acids. The transcript has a single exon. Gene Ontology annotation, cellular component: nucleolus; small-subunit processome. Gene Ontology annotation, molecular function: protein binding; RNA binding. The record is from RefSeq and is a predicted model, not a curated record. Gene Ontology annotation, biological process: rRNA processing. Lineage: Eukaryota; Fungi; Microsporidia.